CAAAAUUAUAUUUAUGUAUAUAUAUAUAUACAUAGUAACAUUAAUUAAAAAACCUAAGUCCACCUUUAAACUUGUGUCAUUUAAAACUAAGAAAAAAUCUCUUUCAUUCAUUUAAAUUAUGAAUAAAAUAAGAGUAAAUUAAAACAAGAAAAAACAAAACAAAAAAGAAAAAAAUUCUUUUUUUUCUGUGAUUCAUUUCAUUUUUGAGGAACUAUUUUUUAUAGAAUUUAAAUUAUUAUUAUCAUUAUUAUUAUUAUGUCAAUCAAUCAUCAAAAAGAUACAACAUUAACAAAAAUUUUUGUCGGUGGAUUACCAUAUCAUACAACAGAUGAAAGUUUACGUUGUUUUUUUGAUCAAUUUGGUCCAAUUGAUGAAGCAGUUGUAAUUACUGAUAGACAAACAGGAAAAAGUCGAGGUUAUGGAUUUGUAACUAUGACUCGCACUGAGGAUGCCUUACUUGCUAUUCGUGAUCCUAAUCCAUGUAUUGAUGGUCGUAAAGCCAACGUGAACUUAGCGGUACUUGGAGCUAAACCUCGUCUUAUGCCUGGAACUAACCCUGCAGUACCGGGAUUUUUUCCACUUCAAACGGGGUUACCUAUCGACGCUAGUCAUCCAGGUUUCUAUAAUAACCCAACCACCGCUGCAGUUGUUAACAAUUCUUUAAUGAAUCCUUUAAUGAAUGCAGGUCUAUUGACAGGUUUUAAUAUGCCAAAUCCUGCUGCUACAUUAUCACCUGGUAUGAAUGGUAUACUACAAACGCCAACUAAUCAUAUAUCAUCUGUAGCUACUGAUCCAACAUCUGAUAAUCGAUUACAAGCUCAGCUCCCAUUGAAUCCACUAGCUAAUUUGAAUUAUUUACUUAAUUAUUCUAAUGCAAUUGCAAAUCCUUCAUCUGGUGCUGCAGCUGCCGCCGCUGUUGCUGCUGCAGCAGCUUUUGCAGCUACAACGAAUACAAAUCAGCCAAAUAUUUCACCAGCUGCAUUAGCACUUUUGAUGUCCACCUACGGACAGGGUACAAGUGGGUUGAAUACUGUAUUACCGGGAAAUAAUUCAUUUGUUGGAAUGUCACCUGUCACACAUCAAUCGUUAAAUGCACCCAGUCUACCAGCAACAAGCUUAUUAAAUUUGAACUCUACUACAUCAAAUACAACUGGUUUAAAUGUAUUGACAGGUAGUCAGUCUGUGUCACCAUUCUGUAGAACAUUCACUCCAGAGGUUUCACCGAAUGAAUUGAAUGCAUAUUCUGCUGCUAUGGCUUAUCAGCGACUGCUUAAUAUGGCAUCAAAUUAUCAAACUAUUCCAUCAUCUUUAUUUACACCUGUCAAUUCGACUAACUCAUUGUCAAGUGCCUUGCUUAAUAAUCAAUUUGCUUUAAGUUCAAAUCAGGCUAUGAAUUACAGUAAUAACAACAGCGGUAACAAUAAUAAUAAUAAUAGCCACACAUCUAAUAACAAUAUCAGUGUGUCAGCAGAUCAAUCCAACUCAAUGCCUUUGAUAUUUCCGCCCACAUCACGUAAUUUAGUUGCAUUCACAUCGGACAUAAAUGGUGCAUCAUAUGAUUACGGUAAUCCACAAGAGUUAACUGCCAAUAUUCACGCUAGUCUGACAACGGGUCAACAUUCAGCAACAAAUGCUACACCUCCACCACUUCGUGAAGGUUUAGAAUGUGUCAAUGCAUCUGUGAAUUUUUGAUCAAUAAAUAAUCCAUAAACUGGAAAACAAUCCUGGAUAUUGAGAAAACAAUAAUCAUUUUUUCUUAAACUUGUCUUGUUCGGGGUGAUCAAUGUAAAUUGUCCUUUAUUUUCUCUUUAUUUAUUUGUACUUUAAUUGAAAUUGGUUGGUUGUAAAAUGAAAUUUAACCAUCAUAACGUUGAAUAUGUGUAUUUUUCACUAACCUUUACCCUAAUUCUCCUUAUCUUCUAGCUAACUUAUUACUCUAACAACCGAAAGACUGUGAUUCCUUCCAUUAUCAUUCUUAUCAUUGAAAUAUGACAUCAUGUGGUACAUAUCUUUAUAACACAUCCUAUUGUUUCUUUUUUUACUCGUAAUACGUCCAUUCUAAUCUAGUGAUUUUCUCAUUAUUCUUUUUCUCUUUUUUCUGGUGAUAUCAUUUUCAUCUGGUUGCAUGGAUACGUAUGUAUACACAUAUAUAUGUAGUUGCAUACACUUCAAGAUUGAAAGUUCUGAUGAAUAUCUUUAUGACUUUACUAAUUACUGGUAGAUUUAUUUUUUUCCCUUGCUGUAUGAAUUGCUCAAGAUAGAAAAAGUUUCUGAAACCAUCGGUUAUUUGUAUAAUUUCUACGUUGUUGUUCUUUUUUUAAAGCAAGACUGUCAACUUGAAUGACAGCAAAGAAAAAAAAACUUACUUGAGUAA
Molecule: messenger RNA, 2374 nt
Organism: Schistosoma intercalatum
Lineage: Eukaryota; Metazoa; Platyhelminthes; Trematoda; Strigeidida; Schistosomatidae
Source: the annotation of a GenBank genome assembly